This is a messenger RNA of Piliocolobus tephrosceles (Ugandan red Colobus), 2075 nucleotides long. RefSeq names its product CDGSH iron sulfur domain 3 (gene CISD3). The transcript has 4 exons. NCBI's taxonomy places the organism in Eukaryota, Metazoa, Chordata, Mammalia, Primates, Cercopithecidae. The record is from RefSeq and is a predicted model, not a curated record. The coding region runs from base 131 to 514 and encodes 127 amino acids. Gene Ontology annotation, cellular component: mitochondrion. Gene Ontology annotation, molecular function: 2 iron, 2 sulfur cluster binding.
GACCCCGUCGGCCCCUGGCCUCAGCCCUCGCAAGACGCUGCGGCGUCUUCCGGGGCCUGGCGGGCCGGGGACCGAGGGGGCGGGGAGGUGACCCGGCGGGGGUGGAGCCGGCGCGGCGCGGAAGACGGCCAUGCGUUGCGUGGGGGCGAUCUUGCGGCUGGCGGCGCUCGGCGCCCGGGACCUGAACCCGCGGCGGAACAUCUCCUCCUGGCUGGCCCGGUGGUUCCCUAGAACCCCAGCCAGGUCCGUGGUGGCCCUGAAGACCCCCAUCAAGGUGGAGCUGGUGGCAGGGAAAACCUACAGGUGGUGUGUGUGUGGCCGCAGCAAGAAGCAGCCCUUCUGUGACGGCUCGCACUUCUUCCAACGCACUGGCCUAUCUCCCCUCAAGUUCAAGGCCCAAGAGACCCGUACGGUGGCACUCUGUACCUGCAAGGCCACUCAGAGGCCCCCGUACUGCGAUGGCACCCACAGGAGUGAGCGUGUGCAGAAGGCAGAAGUGGGCUCCCCACUCUGAGGGGGCUGCUGCUGUCCAGCCACAGGUGGCCUCAGCUCCUGGCCUCUGACAGCCAACCCCUUCUGUGUGGGAAAGGAAACAGGUGCUGAGCCCAAGAAAGAGAUUCUGGUACCCACAGCUGGCUCAUGAAGGAAGAAUUAUUCCUUAUAGCCUAAAAGUCUCCAGUCUGGGGCAGGCGGGAGUGGGCCCUGGUUCAAUGUUUGCUGAUGGGGAAGAUGGCAAAAACAAGCCUGCCCAACUAGACUGGUGGUCCUGUAGUCAUUGCUGUGAGGCCCAUGUGCUGCCUCCUACUCCAGAUUUUAACCUGUCUGUGGGCUGGGGGCUCCUGACCAGUCGCCACAGGAGAGAGCAGUUCAUAUUCAUUAAGUAUGGGGACCCCAAAUCAGGCUGAACCCAGAGAUGAGAGGCACCCUUCCCUUCUUCCCUCUACCCCAAAGAACUACAGGCUCCAGAAAGUAUGCAGCAUUUAUUACAAAGCCAAGAGAUACAGAUGUCCCAGGGCAGAGGAGGGUACAGUCACAGGACCUCAGACACAGGACAAGGUGCAAACACAGACAAGCCCAUCAGGGGACUCCCAACCCCACACACCCAGGCUGUGAUGGAAUCUUGAGUCUCAACUCCCGUCUCCUCCCAGAUCUACGCACACCUGAGGAAAUCUCGGUGGGCAGGGACCUGCCAGGGUCUGUCCCUAAGGAGGUGGUCUGCUGACCUCUCGAGGAGUGGGGGUGGGGUCAGAGCUUACAGGUUUCUGUCUUCUUGUGCUUUUAGAUGCAGUUGCUCUGUCCUGACCAGGUGACCGGGCCUCAGCUGGGGGUGGAGGGGCAACUGGAAGGCUGUUUGCCUUUGGCAAAGUCUGGGGUCUGUGCUUGUGUGAGGUUAACCCACCCCAACCUCCACUCUAGACCCCAGGUGAGACUCCACCACCAGUCCUGCUAGUGAGGGUUCCCGGGUGAGGGUAGAGUUGGUGGGGGUGCAGUGCUUCACAAUGCUAAAGCCACAGUGGAACUCCAAGGGCUGAGACCUCUCAGGGCCUGAAUCUUCUUUUCCACAAGAUAGAUGAUGCAAAGGCCACACACACACACACACAAAAAGAGGCAGAACUAUGUAUUCUUUGCACAAAGUUUCCACUGCAAGAGGAGGAGGUGAUGCAGGUGCCACCUCCACCCCGCACUUGCUCCUCAGAACCAGGGAUAAACUGCAUUUGUAAAAGGCACUGUUCUUAGCAAUUUCUGGACAUUCAACAAUGCGGGGGACAGCCACUGGUCAGAGGCAGGACAGCAGCCAAGAUGGGGAGAGAAACGGGGAAAGAAACAAUUCUAACCGACUCCUAUAUGCAGCCAGUUGGAAUCGUGCCUAAAGCUUUGGGGCUGAAGGGGUCCCAACACACCAUCUGCCUUGGGAAACAGCGAGGACCGUGCAGAGCUUCACUGAGCCUCCAGCGGCCCAUCCAAUUCAUCUCUAGGCACCCCCAAAAAGAGCAAAUUACACAAGAUCCCCCCAAAAAUGAACACCAUUUUCCACACAUACACACACACACACAUAAAGUUUGUUUCCUGUGGCA